AUGUGGCUCGAUCGCCUUUCUGGCCACUCGACUCCUUCGGGAACACCGCCACCUCUCAACAACCGCCAAAGAUCGCCGCGUCCUCCUCCGUCACAAGCCUUUCGCCCAAGCUUGCACCCUCGUUCCUCCUCUACCUCGCUCCUGCUCACUCCGAACGACUCGAGUACUUCCCUGCCGACCACGGCCAGAAUCCCGUCCAAUGGACCCCCACACAAAUCCGCCCUCGCGCGCACGCCGCCUCCUGGAACCGCUGGUCCGGUAGAUGUGCUUUAUGGCAUCAUCGGGAGGAAGACGGCAGACAGCCUGGGAGAGCCUCCGAUGGAAAAACCCACGCAAUUAGUCGACGCUAUUGAUUUUGGGGAGCUUAGUCUUGAAGAAUUCGUCACCCGAGGAAAGGACUCGGGAGGAAUUCUCAGCAGCGAAGCGGGUGUUGCAACCAUACAACAAUUUGAGGGCGACCGAGACAAAUUCCAGGAGCUCCAUAAUGCCAUCGUGGAUUGUGACGACGUCCUCAAAUCGGUCGAAUCAUACCUCUCAGACUUCCAGUCCGAACUUGGCACCGUUUCCGCCGAAAUCGAAACACUACAGACGCGAUCCGUGCAGUUGAAUGCCAAGCUGGAAAAUCGGCGCAACGUUGAACGACUACUCGGUCCUGCGGUCGAGGAAAUCAGUAUAUCACCAAAAACAGUCCGGGUUAUUUCCGAGGGGCCCAUCGAUGAGAACUGGGUCAAGGCCCUGAACGAGGUCGAGGCCCGCAGUGCGAGUAUCGAAAAAUCAGCCGGCUCGUCUGUGAAGGCUGUAGAGGAUGUGAACCCGCUGCUCGUCGCUCUUAAACACAAGGCUACCGUCAGAAUCAGAGACUAUUUAGUCGCCCAAAUCAAAGCCAUCCGUUCGCCAAAUAUGAACGCUCAGGUCAUUCAGCAGCAGCACCUUGUCAAAUACAAAGAUUUAUACUCGUUCCUAUCGCGAGCUCACCCAGCCCUUUCAGACGAGAUAACACAAGCCUAUGUAAAUACGAUGCGAUGGUACUACUUGUCGAAUUUUACACGCUACAUCCAAGCGUUGGAAAAGCUUAAAAUCCAUGCAUCUGAUCAGAACAAUGUCCUUGGAGGAGACCCUUCCGCGCAGAGAAGCAGUAGUGGUGGUCCAGGUGGAAGAGGUGUCGCACAUGACCCAUUCUCUCUUGGAAGGCGGAUUGAGGUUCUCAGGACAACCAGUCAUAUGGCAAUCAGUUCAUAUAUUGCCGAAGAAGAAAAGGCCACACAUGGGUUUGAGGUGCCAUUUAGAAACUUCAAUUUGGCAUUGGUUGACAAUGUCUCGUCGGAAUACUCUUUUCUCACGAAGAUGUUUUCGGUCAAGUCCUUUCAUCACAUUUCUCGGACAGCGAGCGAGAUUUUCGAGCCGUUGUUCACUUUGGGUUCGGCCAUGACAAAACAGCUCACCGACAACACGACCGACUGCCUCGGUGUUCUCCUCUGCGUGCGGUUAAACCAGCGAUCAGCCUUUGAGCUCCAGCGACGGAAAGUGCCAGUGGCUGAGACAUAUAUAAACGGAAUCAAUAUGCAUCUAUGGCCUCGAUUCCAAAAGAUCAUGGACUUGCAUUGCGAGUCUCUCAAACGUCUUUCAUCUGGUGCUGCACGAAGUUCCGUAUCUGCCCUAUCUCUGACAAUGGAUGAAGCGAAACAGUCCUCGGCGCCUCAUUUUCUCACACAGCGAUUCGGCCAACUGCUGCAUGGCAUUUUGUGCCUGAGCAGCGAGGCCGGCGACGACGAACCCGUGUCGAACAGUCUUAGUCGACUGGGUACGGAAUUCGAUGCACUGCUAGCCAAACUAGGCAGGGGAUCUGGCGAUACUAAACGGCGAGAACGAUUCUUGUAUAAUAAUUACUCGUUGAUUUUGACUAUAAUCAGCGAUACGGAUGGUAAACUAGCGAAUGAACAGAAAGCGCACUUUAACGAGAUGUUAAAAAAUGUAUCGAAACGCGGUUGA
This is a messenger RNA of Talaromyces rugulosus, 1989 nucleotides long. RefSeq lists its product as uncharacterized. The record is from RefSeq and is a predicted model, not a curated record. The coding region runs from base 1 to 1989 and encodes 662 amino acids. Gene Ontology annotation, molecular function: syntaxin binding. Gene Ontology annotation, biological process: Golgi to vacuole transport; retrograde transport, endosome to Golgi; endocytic recycling. Gene Ontology annotation, cellular component: GARP complex. Lineage: Eukaryota; Fungi; Ascomycota; Eurotiomycetes; Eurotiales; Trichocomaceae. The transcript is spliced from 6 exons.